This is a messenger RNA of Rhodofomes roseus, 3431 nucleotides long. RefSeq names its product NAD-dependent epimerase/dehydratase. The record is from RefSeq and is a predicted model, not a curated record. The coding region runs from base 286 to 3342 and encodes 1018 amino acids. The transcript is spliced from 2 exons. NCBI's taxonomy places the organism in Eukaryota, Fungi, Basidiomycota, Agaricomycetes, Polyporales, Fomitopsidaceae.
UAGAUUCACGAUGAACUUAAUCCUUGACGAGGCGCGAUAUCGAAAAUGCGCAUCCAGAUUAUCCCUUCCUGAUCAUGUCCGCUCUCACACCACACACCAGCCUCGCACCGUCUUGUGUAGUUGGUGACGCUAGCCCGGCGUCUUCACCGCCUGAACCGCACAACCGAUUUGCCCCAUCGCUCUUCGGUGAGGUCCGGGCCCAAGUUGCAACAAGAACAAUCCACGGUAUAUACCCGCGAGCUUCCGCCCGAGGAUCCUCACCGCCCAUCCUCACGUUCAACCGACAUGCCCCUGCCAGACGGCCUUAUACUUGUGACCGGUGGACACGGCUUCAUCGGCGGCAAUAUGGCUCGCCAUCUCGCUGGCAGCAUUGGUCGACGCAAGAUACGCAUCGUUGACAUCUCUCGUACUGCUUAUCUCGAGCCACCGGCCGACGCAGAGGUUCUGAUUGGCAACCUCUGCGACCCAGCCUUCUGCAAGACGGCCGUACGUGGUGUGAAGACGGUGCUGCACUUCGCUGCCACGAUGGGCGGCGUGGGUGUCAUUCACUCAGCCAAUGACUUCACCAUUUACCAAGAGAAUCACCGCAUGACUCUCAACUUGCUCGCGGCCGCUGUAUCCGCAGGGGUCAACCUAUUCUUCUACGCGUCGUCGGCCUGCGUUUAUCCGAAUUCCCUGCAGGGCGCCGACAACAAGGAUGUCUCCCUGAAGGAAGAUGACGCUUACGCGCAGUUGCCGCCGAGUCCCCAGGGGUUGUACGGUCUCGAGAAGCUCAACACCGAAAAUGUGCUCUUCCAGUACACCUCUGGCUUGAGUAUUCGCAUCGCACGAUUUCACAAUGUUUACGGACCAGGCGGAAGCUGGGUCGGCGGCCGAGAGAAAGCACCCGCUGCCUUCCUCCGAAAGGCUCUCGCUCUCAAGCGUACCGAGGCGUCGACAAAAGAGAUGGAGAUAUGGGGUAGCGGUGACCAGAGGCGCAGCUUCUGCUUCAUCGACGACGCAGUCGAAGCCAUCCUCGCGCUCAUCCAGUCGGACUGCGAGGAGGUCGUCAACAUCGGAGACGAUCGUUCGGUUACUGUCCGAGAGCUGGCGGACAUCGCGAUCCGCUGUGCUGACCUUAACCGCGCCGACGUGCAGUACCACUACGUGCACGACAAGCCCGUCGGCGUGGCCUCACGCAACUCAAAUAACGACCGUGUACGGAAACUCUUGGGCUGGUCUCCGAAGACCACGCUUGAGGAGGGAAUGCGUAGCACUGGGGGGUGGAUCGCCGGAGAGAUGGAUCAGGCGUUGAAUCACUUGAAGCAGUCGGAGCGAGCGGACGUGCUCCGUCGGUGGACGACGAGCGAGAAGAUCGACUUGCAGGCCGAGGCAACCACUUUUGCCAUCCUACUUCCGAUCACGUCGCGAGGAUCCGCGUCGCCGGACGACUGCUUGGAUAAUCUCGCCCGCUUCGCGCGAUCCCUGGCGCUGACGACGAAGGACGACAUCGCGAGGCUCGGAGUGCGAUAUCGCGUCCGUAUCUAUCUUGCGAUUGACCACGACGACGACUUUCUCUUGACGUGCGGCAAGGAGGGUAACAGGGCCGAACGUGUCUUGCGGCAAGAAGGCUUGUCCCAGCUUUCGACCAUUUUUUGCCACCAUCCCCGGGGCCAUGUAUGCGCGUUAUGGCGCGACUGCGCCCGUGCAGCAUGGAAGGACGGUGCGGACUACAUGACGUUGAUGGGCGACGACGUUAUCUUGCAAGACGCUUCCUGGAUGUCCGCCGCCGUCGAUGCAUUCGAGCAGUUGUCCGUCGAACACGGUGUACCGCUUGGGUUUGGCUGCGUUGCCUUUAUGGAUACAUCAUUCCCCGGUAUGCCGACCUUCCCCGUGGUGCAUCGCAUGCACAUGGACAUCUUCAAGGGCGAGGUCAUCCCGGAUAUGUUCGUGAAUCAGGACGGGGACCCAUUUCUCUUCCAGCUGUACCGCCGCUGGGGCUGCUCGCGUAUGAUGCUGCCUCGCGUAUCCAAUGCUGUUGGAGGAAGUGAAGGUGCCCGAUACCACAAGGUGUCCGCCGUUGGUUGGACGUACGGUCCUCUUGACGAUGCGACCACCGCCGUAGAGUCAUGGCUCUGCGAACAUCGCCAGCUCGUCGAGCGCAAACUGACCAUUGACGUCGUCAUCCCGUGCUAUCGGGUCAACCUCACCUACGUGCAUAGGUUCCUGGCUCUACGUCCAUCAUCGACGUGUACCGUCAUGUUCAUCAUCAUCGUUGAUGAUCCUUGCUCACCGAACAUCGCUGCCUUGAUGGGUAGAUACGCACAUCGUCCAGACAUCCGCAUCCGCGUCAACGCUCAGAACAUGGGCGCUUCUGCGGCUCGGAACAGAGGCCUCCAAGAGUCCUCCGCUGAAUGGGUCCUUUUCUUGGACGACGACGUCACGCCAGAAGACAACAUCCUGAUAGAAACGGAGAAAGUCAUCCGUACGAACCCCAGCGCAGCUGGGUUCGUGGGGACUGCUCUCUUCCCCGUCGCCGACACUGUCGCAACAGCAGCUGUUCACCUAGCAGGGGUUACUUACUUUUGGGAUAUUGCGAGGAAGCGCGCAGACGAUAAUGAUCUCCCAUGGGGCGUCACGGCAUGUCUCGUUGCCAGGCGUCACAUGGAGGAUAAUAUCGUCUUCGACUUGGGGUUUCCGAAGACCGGCGGAGGCGAAGACAUAGACUAUUGCCGUAGGAAGCGCGACUUCUCCUUUGCCCACGGCGGUGUCGGCUUCUGUGCGGCACCGGACGUUGUUGUCACCCAUCCCUGGUGGAAGCAGGGCCGCAGGUCCUGGUGGCGUUUCUACAUGUGGAGCAAGGGUGACGGGGCUCUCGUCGCCAAGUACCCCAAGUUCACAUACCGACAAGCUGCCCCGAAUAGCGCGGAGUCGCUGGUCCUUUGCGCGGUCUUGACGGUCGGUGCCUGCACCAUCUCCCUGUUGACGAGUGGAGCAACGAGCACAGUGCUACGGAUAGCUUUCUUGGGUACUCGGGCGUGCCUCUCUCUCUUGGCCGCCAACAUUGCGCAUGACCUCUAUCGCCAUGGCUGGAGGAACGCAGAUAGGACAGCGGCGCUCCAUAUGGCGCUAGGUGGAUGGCAGUUGGUCGUGGCGAUGAUCGAAAGUACGUUCAUCCGCAUCUUCAGCGAAUACGGACGUCUAGUAGGUAUGCUUGAGCGAGGCGAGUACGGCGUGAUAGGUAUGUCCUUUGACUGGUUUACGAACCGUGCUGGGGAUGGCCCAAGGCGAGAAGAGAACAAGAACCGCCUGCAGCGGGUAGCCUUGUGGAUCUUGAUCUUGGCGAUAUGGUGCGGCAUGUAGGUUACCGUAGAUAGAAGUUGGUAGAUCCAAUGUGUCCGAGUCAGAGUCGACGACUGGCAGCAGGUCUGGGUGUGGAGCGGCGAACGCGU